Molecule: messenger RNA, 3522 nt
Organism: Poecile atricapillus (Black-capped chickadee)
Lineage: Eukaryota; Metazoa; Chordata; Aves; Passeriformes; Paridae
Gene: OFD1
Product: OFD1 centriole and centriolar satellite protein
Exons: 23
Coding region: 340-3384 (1014 amino acids)
Biological process (GO): epithelial cilium movement involved in determination of left/right asymmetry
Cellular component (GO): ciliary basal body; centrosome
Molecular function (GO): protein binding
Source: RefSeq, a predicted model, not a curated record
CAGAGGCUAAAGAGAGAUAGACAUUUAGGUAUGCACAUCAGGAGUAUGGGACCCAGCUCUUGGUGCAGCCAACCAGCAGGAUGAGAACUGAUGCCUAGUUAGGUCCACCCAGACACGAGGAAGAAUUUACUUGAUGUGUGUGUGACUGAGCACUGGAACAGACUGCCCAGAGAGCUUAGAGUUGUUCCAGAACUGUCUGGACACAAUCCCGUGCCCUGUGCUCCAGGACGACCCUGCUUAAGGAGGCUGGGCCAGAUGCCCCUGUUCCCUCCCAACCUGACAGACUCUGGAGGAGCCGGAGCUUUCGGGAAGUGGACCUGGAAGUGAACCGAGGUCAGGAUGGCUUCGGUUGAAAGGGAGACCUUGUCCCAAGAGGAACUCCGGAAAAAGCUGUAUCAGACUUUUAAGAGCCGAGGCGUACUGGACACACUUAAGACACAGCUCCGAAACCAGCUAAUCCAUGAACUAAUGCACCCAAUUUUGAGUGGAGAACUGCAGCCACAGAUGGUUCCAAGUGAAAAUGGUUCACUUUUGAUCACUGCUUCCAACAGUUUGGUGGCAGAUCAUCUAGAGAGAUGUGGCUACGAGUAUUCACUUUCUGUUUUCUUUCCAGAAAGUGGGUUAGAGAAGAAGAAGCUGUGGACUACGCAAGAUCUUCUUCAAUUAAUGAGGAUCAAUCCAAAAUCCAAUCUUUACAAAUCACUGACUUCAGGAACUCGGAAGGAAAAUAAAGGUUUCCUUAUGCAAAUUUUAAUCGGACUUACAGAACAUCAUCUAAACAGGGAAACUCACAACACAGAAACUCAGACCACUUCAGUGCCUCCUUACAGAGAGUCUCUUGCCGAGAAGUUUCAGCUGAUUGAUGAACAAUUUGCAGACUCCUAUCCUCAGCAUCAGAAAUAUGAAUCUUUAGAAGUAAAACUUAAUGAAUAUAGAAAAGAAAUAGAGAAGCAGCUUCAAGAAGAAAUGCAUCAAAAGCUUGAACAUUUUAAAGAAGUUGAAAUAGCAAAGAUUAAAAUGGAGGAGAAAGUGCAGACCCAGAAAGAAAUCUCUGAGCUGCGCCAUGAGUUAGAGAAGACACAUCAAGCAAAGUCUGAAGCCUUGAUUUCUCGUGAAAAGAAUGCUAUUGAGAGGCUUCAAAAGCAACAAGAGAUAGAAGCAAAGGAAGUGUAUGCUCAGAGACAAAGUCUGUUGAAAGAUAUUGAAUCCAUAAGGACCAGGGAGGCAGAGCUGAAGCAAAGGAUGGAGGCAUUUGAAAUCACCCAGAAAGUUCAGGAGGAGAAAAAUAAAGCUAUAGAAGAUGCACUUCGGCGUCGUGAGGUUGCUGUGAAGAACAUAGAGGAGACAUAUGACCAAAAGCUGAAGACAGAACUCUUAAAAUAUCAGCUUGAAUUAAAAGAAGAAUACAUAGCCAGAACCAAUAAAGUUACUGAAGAUGAGAAAAAAAAUAAAGAGAAAGCUAUGCUUUUGCAAGAAGAAGCCACUGCUGUUAAUUCAAAAAAGGAGGAACUCAAGCAAGCUGUAUCACGCACCAAAGAGCUUGAGCUGGAUUUGGAAUCAGUGAAGGCCCAGGUUCUGUUGGUAAAUAAACAGAAUCAGUUGUUGACAGAAAAACUGAAAGAGAUGUCAGACUAUCCUUUGCUAAAGGAGGAAAAAUUGGAGCUCCAAGUGCAGAAUAAACUACUUAGGCAACAGUUGGAUGAGACUCGGAAUGAGAACCAGCAUCUUCGAGACAAGCUGUCCCAGCCCUCGGCAGAGUACCUGGCCUGCCAAGUGGAGCUGAGGAGAGUGGAACAUUCUAAGAAGCUGGUGCUGGAUGAAUUUGAAAGUCAUAAACAGAUGUUGGAAAAACAGCUACAAAGUGAGAUUGAACGUUGUGCCCAGUUAAAGGCACAACUCUUAGACUCUGAAGCUACUGUCAGGAAGUUAAAUGUGCAGGUUGAAGAACUGAAACUGCAGGUGAAACAAACACAGGCAGCCCUGGAGAAUGAGGUGUAUCGGAACCCAAAGCCGUCGCUCGUCGACCGCUCUGUCCUCGAUUUCCUCGGUGACAGGAUGGUGCCCCCUGACAUUUACGUGGAUGGCACAUUCCCGAGGAGGCCCGUCCUGCCUGAUGUGGGGAUGAUCAGCACCGUGCUGGGGCCUGGCUGUCGGCAGCAGCCACGCAGCGCUUCCCCGGACUCUGACCUGGAGUGCAUCGCGCAGGCCCGGGCCAGGGUGAUGGAGCUGGAAAAGGAGGCCGAGUACUUGGAGGAAGCCUACAGGAGUUACCAACACAGGGUAAUGCUGAAUGCAGCUGCAAGCAGAACACCAAGGAAGAUGCAGCCUCCUUUAAUUCUGCAGUGUCCUCUUAGUAGACACCCUUCAACUACCCAGCAGCAGGAACUGUUAGAGGAUAAUCCCAGCUCCCCACAUUCCCCUCUGAGCAGUGCAAGAGGUGAGGAACACAUCAAAAGAACUGGGCAGGUCGAUAUCUUUAAGACUCCCUUAACGUCACCACACAGAGGAGCAUCUUCUUCAAGACGCCUUUCUUCUACUCCCAUUUCCAAACCGAAGAGAGACCUCAGUAACAAGAAAAUUCCAGAUGACAUCAAGAGCUCGUCCCUUUCCUCUUCACAACGGAGUGUUGACCAGGUUCUUUCUCCUAUUUCAAAGCCAUAUUUGCUUUCAUCUUCCGAGUCUGUUCCUUCUUCACCAUCCAGUCAUGGCCAGAAAAUCAGACUUCAGAGUCAACAAACAGAUAAACAAGAUUUCAGUGAUAUCCAGAAACCAGAGAAACUAAGGUAUGAGGAUCUUGAAGAACACAUUUAUACUCUUGAAGAUCAGGGGGACAUACCAGAGGAGUGUAAAAGUGAUGUCUUGCAUCCAUCUGGGGACAUUGUCCAUGGAAACUGUGCCACAGCCCCUGUGCCAGCAACAGCCACUUCACUGCAGGACUUAACAGUGCUAGAUCAAAGGCAGAUUGAAGAAGAGAACAGAGAAGCUGAGAAUAUCUUAGAAGAAGAAAGGAAAGCAAGAGAAGAAAGAAGAGAGAAAGAACAACAGGAAGCUUUGGAAAGCGAGCAAAAAGAAGUGGAAAAGCUUAACAAAGAGGCGUGUAUCCAAGACUCGAUAAAAACAGAUGAAGAAAUAGAAGAUAAAGAGGGAUUAAAAUCUGAGCACAGUAACACUGAUGCUGAAAAUAAUGUAAAGGAUCCUCCUUCCAAUCCAUUAGAAAAAUACAUGAGAAUAAUUCAGCAGAGAAGAGAGAAGGAACUGGAAAACAAGGAUUCAAAAAAAGAAGAAAUAAGAGAAGUGUCACCUUCAGAAGGACUUUUAUCUACUGAAAAUGAUGACAGUGUUGCAGACAUUUCUCAUGGAGAUGUGGAUGAAAGCUUCUGGUGAACAAUAACUACUGAUUUUUUUAAUUUUUAUUAUUAUUAUGAGAUAUUUUUAAAGUAUCUUUGUGCCUGUAAUAAAUGUUAGGCACCAACACUGCAGGCUGUGUAAUUAUAAAUUAAUAAAGCUGAUUUUGAUCUGUUU